Molecule: messenger RNA, 1401 nt
Organism: Dictyostelium discoideum AX4
Lineage: Eukaryota; Evosea; Eumycetozoa; Dictyosteliales; Dictyosteliaceae
Exons: 2
Coding region: 1-1401 (466 amino acids)
Biological process (GO): carbohydrate catabolic process; carbohydrate metabolic process
Molecular function (GO): hydrolase activity, hydrolyzing O-glycosyl compounds; alpha-galactosidase activity
Source: RefSeq, a predicted model, not a curated record
AUGAAAUUGUUAAUUAUUCUUUUAUUAUUUAUAUUUUUAAAUAAAUCCAAUUCAGAUAUUAUUAAUAAUCAAAAUCAAAAUCAAAAACAAAAACAACAACAACAACAACAACAACAACAACAACAACAACAAAAAAUAAAAAAUGGAUAUAAAUUAUCAAAUGGUUUAGCAUUAACACCACCAAUGGGAUUUAAUUAUUGGAAUUUUGAUGGUUGUAAAACUAAUUUAAUUAAUGAAACAAUGAUGAUGGAUACUGCAUAUGCAAUGUCAACAAAUGGUAUGUCAAAAGUUGGAUAUGAAUAUGUAAAUUUAGAUGAUUGUUGGAUGGCAAAAACUAGAGAUGAGAAUGGUAAUUUAAGAGCUGACCCAAUUAGAUUCCCACAUGGUAUAAAGUAUUUAUCAGAUUAUAUUCAUUCAUUAGGAUUGAAAUUUGGAAUUUAUGGUGACAUUGGUAGUGAAACUUGUCAAGGCUAUCCUGGAAGUGAGAAUUAUUUAGAACAAGAUGCGAAACAAUUUGCAGAAUGGGGUGUUGAUUUUGUGAAAAUGGAUGGCUGCAAUAUGCAAGUGUCAGAUAUGAAAAAGGCAUACACAGAUCUGGGACAGUAUUUACAAAACACAGGCAGACCCAUGGUGUAUAGUUGUAGUUGGCCCACGUAUGCAUAUGUGCAGAAUAUAACAAUGCCAUUCGACUACAUUGAAGGGAUUUGCAACCUUUGGAGAGAGUUUCAAGACAUUACUGAUAAUUUCACCGAGUGGACGCAGAUACUGGACGAAAUGGAGGAUUCCGUUCCCAAGAGAUCUCAAUUCGCAGCACCUGGCUCAUUUAACGAUCCUGAUAUGUUGGAGAUUGGCAAUGGGUUGGAGAAUGCAGUUGAAUAUAAAAGCAUGUUUUCAUUAUGGUCAAUUAUAGCAGCACCCUUAAUAGCAGGUAAUGAUAUAAUAUCAAUGAGUAAAGAAGCAUUGGAGAUUUUAAUCAAUGAGGAGGUAAUUCAAGUUAACCAAGAUCCAUUAGGAAUUCAAGGUAAUCGUGUAUAUAAAAAUCAAAAGUUAGAAGUUUAUCAAAGAACUUUGAUUAAUAAUUCUUAUGCAAUUGCUUUAUUUAAUAGAGGUGAUACUAAUUCUGAUAUUAGCAUCACAAGUGAGAUGUUAAAUUUAACAAAUCAUCAAAAUUAUAACAUUCGUGAUCUUUGGUCUCAUACUGAUAAUGGUACAUUCUCUGAUACAUUCACUGCUUCAGUUCAACCACAUGGUACUGUUUUAAUUAAAUUAUCUCCAAAAAUUAAUAAUAAUAAUAAUAAUAAUAAUAAUAAUAAUAAUAAUAAUAAUAAUAAUAAUAAUAAUAAUAAUAAUAAUUCAAUUCAUUUACCAUUAAAAUAUAAAAAAUAUUUUUUAAAUAAAUAA